Molecule: messenger RNA, 2722 nt
Organism: Anarrhichthys ocellatus (wolf-eel)
Lineage: Eukaryota; Metazoa; Chordata; Actinopteri; Perciformes; Anarhichadidae
Product: neuronal acetylcholine receptor subunit non-alpha-3-like
Exons: 6
Coding region: 177-1622 (481 amino acids)
Biological process (GO): monoatomic ion transmembrane transport
Cellular component (GO): postsynaptic membrane
Molecular function (GO): acetylcholine-gated monoatomic cation-selective channel activity; transmembrane signaling receptor activity
Source: RefSeq, a predicted model, not a curated record
GUCCCUGUGAAACUGUAGAGGGAGGGCUUUUUUUCCCCAUGGUGUUGAUCACAACUGAUGGAAACCUCCGUGCCUGCGCCACCUUAGUGUGAGCACUGUAGUCCUCCUGUCCAGCAGAACAGCCGAUAGUAACAGGGGGUCUGUGGGAGCGCUCGGUCGGACCGGGAGGCAGCAUCAUGAAGUUGACGGUCCUCCUCCUCCUCCUCUGCCCGCUGUCCCUCGCCGACAUCCCCGCUCCGAAUGAGUUUGUGUCCUUGGCGGAGAUGGAGGACGCCCUCCUGAGGAGCCUUUUCCAAGGCUACCAGCGCUGGGUCAGGCCCAUCCAGCACGUCAACGACACUGUUAGGGUACGCUUCGGACUCAAGAUCUCCCAGCUGGUUGAUGUGGAUGAGAAGAAUCAGCUAAUGACAACCAAUGUUUGGCUGUGGCAGGAGUGGACCGAUUACAAGCUGCGAUGGAAUCCAGACAAAUACGGAGGUAUCACUUCCAUCAGAGUCCCCUCUGAAAUUAUUUGGCUCCCAGACAUCGUCCUCUAUGAGAAUGCUGAUGGGCGGUUCGAGGGCUCCCUGAUGACCAAAGCCAUUGUCAAGUUCAACGGUGUCAUCACCUGGACGCCACCUGCUAGUUACAAAUCCGCCUGCACUAUGGACGUCACCUUCUUCCCUUUUGACCGCCAGAAUUGCACCAUGAAAUUUGGCUCCUGGACAUAUGAUGGCAAUAUGGUGGACCUGGUCCUGAGAGACAACCAGGUAGAUCAGAAGGACUUCUUCGAUAAUGGGGAGUGGCAGAUCCUAAAUGCCACUGGAGCCAGAGGGAACAGGAAGGACGACAUAUAUUCGUACCCCUUCCUCACUUAUUCCUUCAUUCUGAAGAGGCUGCCGUUGUUCUACACACUUUUCCUCAUCUUCCCCUGUUUGGGUUUGUCCUUUCUGACCGUCCUGGUGUUUUACCUUCCCUCGGACGAAGGAGAGAAGCUGUCACUCUCCACCUCUGUGCUUGUGUCGCUCACUGUGUUCCUCCUGGUCAUAGAAGAAAUCAUUCCCUCCUCCUCCAAGGUGAUCCCGCUCAUUGGAGAGUACUUGCUGUUCAUCAUGAUCUUUGUGACACUCUCAAUCAUCGUCACUGUCUUUGUCAUCAAUGUGCACCACCGCUCCUCAGCCACCUACCACCCCAUGUCGCCGUGGGUUCGUAAUCUCUUCCUUCAGAAGCUGCCGAGGAUGCUCUGCAUGCGUGGGCACAUCGACCGCUACCACUACCCAGAGCUGGCUCCUGAAAGCCCAGAGCUGAAGGCCCGCUCUGGAGGUCGGAAAGGAGGCCAGAGGGCAAAAAGCGGAGCCCACGGACAGACAACUUCUGAGGGGAAGGAGGACGAGGCCUGGGCGACCAUGUUGGACAAGGCUGUCUACUCAGUGCGCUACAUCAGCAGACAUAUCCGCAAGGAGCACUUCAUCCGCGAGGUGGUACAAGACUGGAAGUUUGUGGCUCAGGUGUUAGACAGGAUCUUCCUGUGGGUGUUUCUCACCGUCUCAAUACUGGGCACUGUCCUCAUCUUCACUCCAGCUCUGUACCUGUUUUUUAAAAUCCCUACUCCAAUUGCAAGUGAGGAUUCACCUUCAAACUAGACAAUAACACCACUUUCACAGGCAAGUGACCAUCAACCUUCAAGAAUCUACAACGCAUUUGUUACCACUGAGCAAGAGGAAGACACUUCAGGUGUUUUGUAAUGGAUAACUUUGACUCUCUGACUUCUCCAGAGAUCCACUGUGUAAAAUGUUCUCUAUGUCGUUAAGUCAUUGUAUCUGUACAUGUUAUGCACAUUAUACCACAUUUCGAAUUAUUAUGAUAAUAUAAUGCUUUGCUUAUAGAGAAAUAAUACAAUUUUUGUGAAAAUGAAUGCAACCUGUAUUGCUUUUCAGCCAAACAAUUGAAAUUCAACACAUUCGGAUUUGGUGGAUCAUGAUGGGUUUAAGUAGCAUGCAGCUAUUAAUGCACUAGAUUACACAUAAUGGUAAUUUUAGAAAGGUAUUCAAGCUAAAAUUAUAUGAAACGUGCAAAAAAACAUCAAAAAAGAGAUAAUUCACUAUUUCAUCAUUGACUUAAUUUACAUCAAACACAACUUCCUCUCUAUUGGUUUAUCUUUCUAAUUGACAUUGUCUUUAAUUUGGUGUAUCUGGUUGACCAUCUCAAAUCCCCAAUGUCAAACUAUCACUUCAACAAUAUGUUCAUUUUAUAUGUCACUAAUACGUUACUUACUGUAACUUCUUUUUACUAGUAUAUUGUAAGAAAAAUAAAUGAUUUAUUCUCUCAAGGUACCAACAACCUUUGAACUACCUUACACAUUCAUUAGAUAUGCGACAACCUGUUUUCUGUUUGCAGAAUCUUUGAAGACGUUAGCAUACUUUAGGGGAAUAAAGACAUUAAGAGCUCUAAUUUGUGAUGUUGCAUCUGAAUAGUCUGGACUUUUUGUUGUUGUGUUUCUCACCCUCUUCAAACACAAAAUGUGCUCUAUUUUGGUCACUGCAGUGAUUUUAAGCAACAUAAUAUAUAGUGUAAUAAAUAAAUUAAGACCGAAUGGACAUUUCAUCUUGAAAUGGCACAAUCCUCAAAGGUACAGUAUUUGUAUUGUUCAAAUGUACUUUAUCGCACUAGUUGGUUUAAAUACAUGAGGCUUUAUUUCUUGUUAUUAAUGCCAUACUUACCUCUGUUCUAUUGAAAAUUAAAG